AUGUGGACUCCGACGUUUCGUCUCACAGUCCCUCCUGCACCGUUCAGCAAGAACACGCAUGCGCAGGAAAAGGAGCCUAGCACGCUCGCUAAAGACCUCCUCCGCCCUCUUAUUGACCACGAGAGAAGACAACACAAAAAGAAAAGGCUUGUUCAGAGUCCUAACUCUUACUUCAUGGACGUUAAGUGCCCAGGCUGCUACAAAAUCACAACUGUGUUCAGCCAUGCUCAGACAGUGGUUCUCUGUGUGGGAUGCUCAACUGUGUUGUGUCAGCCAAAAGGAGGAAAGGCCAGACUGACCGAAGGUUGCUCUUUCAGGAGAAAGCAGCAUUAACACACUCAUCAUGUCUGUAAUCAAGUCUCGCUGUUGAUAAAUGCCUUAAUUUUCAAAUGAUUGCUAUGUGCAAAAAGUAAUCACAGCCACCACCACGUUACAGAUGUACAACUUUUUAGGAUAAGAUGUAUAACUAUCUAAACUUUUAAUUUGUAAGAUACGAGAAAUACAUUUCACUUGUUCAAUAAAGAAAGCAUUGUUAAAGUUAAA
Messenger RNA from Labrus mixtus (cuckoo wrasse), 543 nucleotides. RefSeq names its product ribosomal protein S27 like (gene rps27l). NCBI's taxonomy places the organism in Eukaryota, Metazoa, Chordata, Actinopteri, Labriformes, Labridae. The coding region runs from base 1 to 333 and encodes 110 amino acids. Gene Ontology annotation, cellular component: cytosolic small ribosomal subunit; ribosome. The transcript is spliced from 5 exons. Gene Ontology annotation, biological process: ribosomal small subunit assembly; translation. The record is from RefSeq and is a predicted model, not a curated record. Gene Ontology annotation, molecular function: structural constituent of ribosome; RNA binding.